AAGAAGAAUUUGUAAAGACACUCAUAUUUUUUUUUUUUUUGUUUCCAUAGUGCCAAAAUGUGGACGUGAUUAUCGCGGAAAAACAACGCAACCUAUACCAACAUCAUCAGUUGCAGCAAUUCCUUGGCAUCAUGGGUUCACCAUGCAACAACAACACGAACGAUACCAACGAAAUUAUAACCCCUCUAACACCUACGUCAUUACCGUUACCUGUGCCAGCUGUGGAUCGAUUGGCUGAGGAGACGCCAGAUCUUGAAUUGAAACGAGAAGACCAAAUCCGCGAAUUCAUUCUUACCGAAAAAAACUAUGUGGAGACAUUGCGAGUGAUUAUGGACGUUAUUUACAAGCCAUUAAAAGCCGAAACCCAGUCAAGGCAGCCCAUCUUGAGCGCCUACAAGUUUUCCAAAAUCUUUAUCAAUAUUGAUCACGUCCUAGACGUCAGCACGGAAUUCUUGAAGGAAUUGCAAUCCUAUAUCAAUGGUACUUCGAAUGCAAGUUUUGGUGACAUUUGUGCACGUCAUAUGGCGAAUUUUGAUUGUUACAGAAAGUACGGAUUGGAACGCCGUGAAGCACAACUAUUUCACGGAAAGGAAUUCAAAUCCAAUCAAGCGUACCGGAGCUUCCUUGUCAAUGCCAAAGGUCAUCCCCGAUGUCGCAUGCGGCAACUUUCCGAUUUACUGGCCGAACCUGCCCAGCGAUUGGCACGUUAUGCUAUGAUGCUCAAAAAUAUUUUGGAAUGCACAUUACCGAGCCACAGAGAUUAUAACGGAUUGACAAACGCCUACGCAAAAGCGAGUGAAGUGGCCAUGCUGGCGGAUGAUGACCCUACGAAACUGGCAACGAUGCUGAUGAGCUUGUAUCAUUCCAUCAAAGAUUCACCGUGUUCUCUAAUCAAUCAAUCGCGAUCCUUUGUCGCACAUCUGGAUGCCACAGAAAUUCACCGUGUUUCCAAUAAACCGGUUCGAGCUGUCACCUUAUUCCUGUUCAACGAUAAACUGAUGGUGGCCAACCGCCCUUCCUAUAACGUGAAAGGAAUUGACUUGUGUGACAUUGGGAUUCAUGAUCAUGAUCCAUUGGCCCCCUCGGGAUCGGUGUCCAAGAAACGAGGAAAAGAUCAGAGCUUGAAAUUCAGGGGUUGGGUUGAUCUGGAGCAAGUUGAAAUCUUCCAAGGCGCAGCAGAUCGACCAGGUUCCUUCUUGCUUCGUACCUCGACUGCACAACAACAAGAUUCCGACGCUUUUGCUGUCACCUCCUUUGAAAAGCAUUUCCAAAAAGGGCCACGGUUGUAUUCUGUUGUACCACCCAAAGAAUACGCCAAUCUACCUUCAGCCGCGUACGAGCGGCAGGCUGCCGAAUUCAUCGCCACCUGCCAAAAAACACAGGCUCUCAGUAAACAAUACAGUGGAAAAGAUCAAGUGUAUCAUCGCGAAUGGGAUGAACUUCCGGUGUACAGUAAUUUGUAUACGCCAACAACGUACCGACAAGCCAAAUACCGAAAUAAUGUUGUUAUCAUGUAUCUCGAAGACAGCACGGAUGUGAACUUGGAAGUUCUCAAGAGCCGGGGCGCUUCUCCGUGGAUUGUAUGCCUUGUACAAGCCAACCCCCGCGGAUUCCGUCUCCAUAUUGCCAGCAAAACAUCCCUGAUGCCUAUUAGGGAUCCGGUACGGGCCAUGUCACCUAUGCCUGAUUCUGAGGAACAAGCUCCGGAUCAGGACGGCAACAAGACGAUUGACUUUGAAUGCGUUAUGUGGAACAAUGUAAUCUUGUGCGAGCGCCGUCUUCGUGCUUCGCAAACAUUUUCACUCACGCAUGACAGCAUCACAGAGCGAGAGCUUCAGCGCCGGUCGCGUUCCCGUUCUCGUUCGCGUUCAGCCAGUAGCUUAAAGAUUAGCAAGUUCUUUAGCGGCACAAUGCGUUCACGCUCAUCAUCACCUUCGCGUAACCCGACGGCUUCCUUGUCGUCGUCAACACGUGCCCCCGAUAUCGAUUCCAUUGGUGAUUCCUUCUCAAGCACAAGAAGUACAGGGUUGUUGAGCGGUAGCGAUUCCUACAGCCGGUCAAGAGCCAAUAGUAUGACCAGUGAAUGCUCGUCUACUUUGACACCUACAGAUGCUUCGCUUGAUGUACCUCAUGCUUCGAUAACUCAGCGUCGCUCUAUCUCUCACCUCAUCAACCGGCGACAUAUGAGCAUUGAUUCUGCUUUAUCUCAAGAAAGCGACUCCAUGGUUCACCGAUACCCGUCCAAUGGUUUUCCCUUUAACAUGCCAGUGACGUCUGCAUCCACAGAUAUGAUGCAUCGACAAGACCUAAAGAGCUACCGCCGUGACAGUUAUUCAAUCGAUAGAACAUCAAUGGAACUAUAUCAAAGCAGUCUGAUCGGCCAAGUGAAACGUAGUUUCAGUGGAAGUACGAACAGUAUGUCCCUGGACCAGCAUGACCAAGAAGACCACAAAGAAUCUACAUCUUACGCCAAGGCCCAGGCUAUUUACGCAGCGUUAGCUUCGGAACGUGAGCGUCGAAAAGAUGCAUCUCCCGUGUCUUCGGACGGAUCCUCCAGGCCGUGCAGUAGAAGCAGUACUAUUUCGUCAUCCACAAACAGCUAUGGGGUCGGCUAUGGUCACUCAUUCAACUCGCGUUCCGGAUACACAAACACAAUGUCCUCUUUGGCUAGUCACAGUACACGCAGUUCUAUCAGCCUUGAAGAUAUUGAUUUCUACAAGUCACAACAAGCAGCAUCUGCGCGCACUCACAAUUUUGGCAGCACCGCUGGAGCAUCCGAUUUGAACGAGGACGAUGAUAUUGUCCGUCGUGUCAAUGAAUUGCUUGCGUCUCAAAGAAGACUGAAUCACCAACAAGCCCCUCAAUCAUCGAUUCGCUCCAGACGAGACUCUUCCUCCAUGGUUUCUGAUGCCUCAAGAAUGCCUACUACGACAAUUGACGACACCAAAGCAUUAGAUCAGGUCGCCACUGCCGUUGAAACUUUUGGGGACCACAUGGGCAACCGAUGGCAAACCAUGUUGGACAGAUACAAAGUCCUCGGUAACAAAAUUACCCAGAUCGCUGAACAGCCAAAAUCCAACGACCUAGACAGUUUGAACGAUCUUUAUAACCAUACGUACAAUGACAUGUGCGAUAUUUUCCAAAGUUUCAAUACGGAAAUGGAGCAGCUAUCGCAAUUACUCCACAGUUACCGUAGAGAAGGACAAUUGCCACGAUCGCAUGAUCUGCACUACACCGAAACCUUGCUGGAACGCAAACUGACAGAAGCGCAACUUGCCCGUGAACAUUGGAGAAAGACCACAAGGUAACAUUCAAGACACAGGUUUACAACGUUGUUUAGCGACUAACACUUGAAACCGUUUUAGUCAAACCAGUAGCCCGGUCGCCGAUUGUGGUACAUCCUAAAUUAUUAUUUCACCCAUCUAUUUUCUUUAUUCGCAAUGGACAUACUGUCCUUUUUUUCGUUUCCUCCAUUUCCUUUUCGGCUUUUUCUUUUUCUUUUCUAUACCUGUGCCUUGUUACAUACCACUAUGCCCGCUUUUUAAGUUUCUUUUUUAUGAUAGUACAGUAUUAUGCCCUUUCCUUUUUGCCUUGUUACAUUCAUAUCAUCACAAAUGGUAUCUUUACGAUAUCAUCUGUAUUAUACCCGUUGCAUUCUCCGCAUCCACUUGUUGUAUGAUGAUUCAUU
Messenger RNA from Radiomyces spectabilis, 3688 nucleotides. RefSeq lists its product as uncharacterized. Bases 132 to 3308 code for a protein of 1058 amino acids. The transcript is spliced from 17 exons. Gene Ontology annotation, molecular function: guanyl-nucleotide exchange factor activity. Lineage: Eukaryota; Fungi; Mucoromycota; Mucoromycetes; Mucorales; Radiomycetaceae. The record is from RefSeq and is a predicted model, not a curated record.